Trichoderma harzianum CBS 226.95 is the source of this 2157-nucleotide messenger RNA. RefSeq lists its product as hypothetical. Gene Ontology annotation, cellular component: nucleus. The record is from RefSeq and is a predicted model, not a curated record. Gene Ontology annotation, molecular function: DNA-binding transcription factor activity, RNA polymerase II-specific; DNA binding; zinc ion binding. Bases 1 to 2157 code for a protein of 718 amino acids. The transcript has 7 exons. Gene Ontology annotation, biological process: DNA-templated transcription. NCBI's taxonomy places the organism in Eukaryota, Fungi, Ascomycota, Sordariomycetes, Hypocreales, Hypocreaceae.
AUGCCCGAUUCCGCGGGAGUGUCUGGCGUGCCUCCAUGUCGUCGAUGCGUCGAGCAACAAUUGGAAUGCGUUCUGACAAAGUCGAGACGUGGAGGGCGUAGAAUCAAAGGAGUUCGUAAUUCGAUCGCCCAGUCGGCCAGCCAUGGCAAUGAAGGCCACGACCCGGCUACCGCUACGCGCGACGACGACGGCAGCGACUACCAUAGCCGACAAACAAGCCAUUCUCUUCCCGACCAGCAUCCAGGAGGCACGGAUGAUAUGCAAGGAUGGCUUUCUUCACAACAAACCGGCAACUGGCAGGCGGAUAGCCAUGAUGAGGGGGGUUCCACCCGUGAGCUGGCUGAAUCGAGGACGAGUUCGGAUGGUUUGGAAGGACAUAUUGCUACUACCGAUCUUUUGAACCCCUCGGACGCGCUCGACCUUCUCGCUCAAGUUGCCGACUUGGAUCCUAGUAGACAACGAGAUGAAGCUACAGGCCAAGCUGACUCAAAUAAUAGACUUGUGCACGGUAUGCGGCAAACCGUCGGUAGACCAGCUACGAGUUAUUAUCCUCCGCUGGAUGAUGGGGUCUUGACGCCCUCGGAAGCGUCUUACCUUGUCAAAAGAUAUCACGAGAAGUUCCAUCCUUUCUUUCCAGUGGCUCAUGGUGCCAUAUUUGAAGAGGGUACGAUAUCCGAAUGGGCCGCCAAGGAGCCCCAUCUCUUGACGGCUAUUCUUACCGUCGCCUCAAAAGAUGACCCGUCAUGGUUCAGAGUGUACGAUGCGUGCUCUCGUCACAUUGAAACGUUCAUGUCAAACCUGAUCUAUGCCGGAUCCACAUCUGUUGGCUCCGUGGAGGCGCUUCUUAUUCUUGCAGAAUGGGCGCCACAACGCCCUCAAGAGAAUUCCGCCAUCGGUUGUGGUCAAGAAGACCAUGGUGCCUGGAUGCUUGUGGGCUUGGCCAUUAGGCUAGGGUAUUUGCAGAGGCUUGAGCAAACGGCACUAUUACCAGACGAGGGAAAGCUUUCCGCAGAGAUGAGUCGGAAACGAGUUGUUUGGGCAGCGUGCUACAUGUGUGACCGACAAGUGUCAAUCCGGCUUGGGAAAGGAUUUUGGUCCCGCGGGCCUGGUCCAGCUCUUCACCUGCGCGCUGCAGACUUUCCAACAUUGCAUGAGCAAGCCCUUGGCCCAGACAACAUGGGGCUGUUAUUUCAAGCCCAUCUUGAGCUUACCCAGCUAAUUAGUAACGCUCACGACAUUUUGUAUUCGUCAACAAGCCACAGGCAGCAAUUGUAUAUUGGAGGAGAGUAUGUCAGAUACAUUGAUGACUUUGCUUCAAUGGUUCGGAAGUGGAAGCUCUCAUGGGCGAACCACAGCUUCACGCCUCCUGUGAAAGCCUCUUUGGUGUUGUCAUUCGAGUUCUUGCGACUCUACAUCAAUGCCUUCGCUUUUCAGGCCAACCUGAAUAGGGCUGCAGCUCGAAAUGCCCAAGUAGGGUCCGGCAAGGCCAGUGGGCCGCUGUUUUCUAAUGUUGCCGGAAAGCCGGAUGCCCGAUUCAUAUACGAGUCAAUCGACGCCGCAAAUUCACUACUCAGCAUACUGAACAGCUUCAUCGAUCCUGUGGCUGGUCUCAAAUGCAUGCCAUUAAAAUACUGUCUCUAUGUAAUCUAUGCUGCCGUCUUUUUGUUCAAGGCAAGGCUAGCGGGUGCCAUCAGUAGCGAUGGCGGCGAUCGUGGAGUCCGGCGCGCCAUUCAGGGCACCAUUGCACAACUACAAAAAACAUCAGAUAAUCCGCAUAGCCUCGGACGGCGAUACGCCACCUCACUUCGCCUGCUCUGGAGGAAGUCUUGUACGAAGCAGCCAAGCAAAUCUGUUUCUCGUCAUGAUCCCUUGACUGAGCCUCCAACACCGACAAUGGACGAGGUUAACAGACAUGAUGGCAUUUCCUUACCACCCGCUGGUAAGGCGACGAUGGAAAUGGACCCGUUGAGCGGGUUCUCGUGGAGAGAUUUGGAUUCAUUGGGACAAUUUAUUGCCAGCAAUUCGACGAUGAGCAUGGCGGAUGGAAUGCUUGCUGGUGCCGAUUUCGAUUGGGAACACAGCUCGGGUGGUCUGGAUGAUCUUGUAGUGCAGCCACAGUUUGACACUAGAUGGGCCGGGCAUGAUAUAAUUUUCUAA